Molecule: messenger RNA, 1991 nt
Organism: Sphaerulina musiva SO2202
Lineage: Eukaryota; Fungi; Ascomycota; Dothideomycetes; Mycosphaerellales; Mycosphaerellaceae
Product: L-galactose dehydrogenase (L-GalDH)
Exons: 1
Coding region: 145-1407 (420 amino acids)
Biological process (GO): dehydro-D-arabinono-1,4-lactone biosynthetic process
Cellular component (GO): cytosol
Molecular function (GO): D-arabinose 1-dehydrogenase [NAD(P)+] activity
Source: RefSeq, a predicted model, not a curated record
CUGCUACCUACCUUACUUCUUCAUCAGUACUACCGACUGGCUGUCACCUCUGAUUAUUGACACCUCGCCUUUCGACUGCCGAAAUCACACACCCUGCUGCCUGCCUGUCGGUCUGCCUGCAGCCAGGAUUUGCACGCGACCACCAUGUCCAGCACAGAUAAGCAGCGUCUCUCAGACGUUCUGCCCCCUCUGAUCUUCGGUACCGCGACCUUCAACUACCAAUACAAUCCCGAUCCAUACGAUCUCGACACCGCAGGCCUCGUUCGCAGAGCCCUAGAAUUUGGCAUUCGAGCCUUCGAUACAUCGCCAUACUACGGUCCUUCCGAAGAGAUCUUGGGAGCAGCCCUCGAUACUCAAUUCGUGCGCGAAAACUUCCCGCGGCAGGAUUUCUUCCUGAUCACGAAAUGUGGGAGGCUCGCGAGUGAUGAGUUUGACUAUUCGAGGGAGUGGGUAUACCAGAGUGUGCAGCGCAGUCUGAAGCGCUUAAAGAGCGACUACCUGGAUCUGGUGUAUUGCCAUGAUGUGGAGUUUGUGUCUGAAGAUGAGGCUAUGGAAGCUAUCACAGAGUUGAGGAGAAUACGUGACGAGGAAGGGACGAUCAAGUAUAUUGGUAUAUCUGGAUAUCCUCUUCCUGUGCUGUGCUCGAUUGGGAAGAGAGUGCUGAGGGAAACAGGCGAGCCACUGGAUGCAGUGAUGUCGUAUGCGAACUUUACACUACAGAAUCAAUUGCUCGCUACGCAGGGCAUUCGAGAGCUGCGCGAAGCAGGCGUGGACGUGGUACCCAAUGCUUCACCGCUAGGUAUGGGACUGCUCCGAAGAGAGGGCGUACCCGUGGGCAGCAUGGGCAAUUGGCAUCCUGCUAGUGACGGUAUGCGCGCGGCCGUGAAGCGGGCCAGCGACUUUUGCGACAGGCAUGACGAGAAGCUGGAAGUGAUUGCGAUCCGCUAUGCGCUCGAAAGUUGGCUGAAAAUUGGGGCUGAAGUUGGUUCUCGCGGUGAUCCCGCUUCUGGCGUACCAUGGCAGAGGGAGUCGAACGCGCAGAUCGGCGGCAACAGGCUCGGAGUCACUGUCAUGGGAGUCAGCAAAGCCAGCGAGCUCGACAAGACAAUGCGCGUCUGGCGGAGUAUACUGGAUGGCCUGGAGAACGGCGCGGAGACGGCACGCCUGGCUGGCCGAUGGAGUCGCGACCACGAAUGGAGCAUCAAUCGCCGGAAAGCGGUUCAGAUUCUAGCAGAUGGCAUUCAGGAACAUCUGGACGAGUUUCUGGACUUCUGCUGGGACAGUCCCGACAAAGACUUUGUAAACAAGCGUGCAAAGCAGCAGCACAGCGUGCUGCCACCCGCUGACGAUGUCGCUAUCGCUCCGAUCACUCCUGCAGCCUCACCACCGUCUGAUGAGAUGCUCUGACACCCUGUGCAAGUAAGGUAGUGACGCGACCUUGGCUCCCCGCUCGAGCGAUGACACAUCUCGCCAUGUGCACACCGGGAGGCCUUGAAAUUGUAUAGAUGCAUGAAUAUGGAGGAGCUAUAAGUGCAGCCCGGACCUUUUCAGGCGGGCAGGCAGGGAAUAGCAUGACUUGCAUAAUGUUAAGGCGCAUGAAAGACUGUUGUCGCUAUAGGCAAGCGCCUUAUGUUGCAGCGCAGAUGGGGCGUCUAUCGACGAUAGCGGCUGCGUGGAUGAAACGAAGAAGUAGUUCGUGAGACACGGUCUCGCUGAUUGAGUUGUGGCGAUGUGUGAACUAUUCUCAUAUCCCGUUGACCAAUGCAGUGGACUGCUGCUGCUGCUGAUGAUGAUGGUGAUUAUCUUAGUGCUACCUUAUAUUGAUGAUGAUGAUGAUUGUACUGUGCAUGGCGGAGGCACAAUCUGUUGGGCACAUGUUGAGGAAAUGUCAUGAGCCCACCACUGGAGGCAUUCCAUAACGUGGAAGCCUAAUGAUGAGAUGGUCUAGUCUAGUUCUAGCGGGAGAGAGCUUGUCAUCGUUUGGCACCUGC